This is a messenger RNA of Akanthomyces muscarius, 504 nucleotides long. RefSeq lists its product as uncharacterized. The record is from RefSeq and is a predicted model, not a curated record. Bases 1 to 504 code for a protein of 167 amino acids. The transcript has 2 exons. Lineage: Eukaryota; Fungi; Ascomycota; Sordariomycetes; Hypocreales; Cordycipitaceae.
AUGAGAGUCACUCAAGGAUUGCUUGUUAAGCAGUCGUCCGCCGCUUCAUCUGUGCUACUCUGCCCCGAGUCAUAUACCCCUCCGAGUGAAACCAUUGCAGCCCCUCAGACAGGCAACAUGGACCUUGCGCUGUCCAAACAAGCGCUGGCUCGCGAUGUAGUGGCUCAGAGGCCUGGAGGCAUCGCAGAGUUGAUGAUGGUGAUCGGAGAGGUGCUGGUCGGAGAUACGAACUCGCUGAGAAACUUGUGCCUCGUCAGCCACAGAUUCAACCAAAUAUUCUCGCCGUUCAUGUACCGCGUUUUAUUGUUGGGGGAAGAUGGCGCGCGUUUUGGCACUGGCCAUGACAUGCUACCUGGUCUAGCCCAGAGUGACAAGCUCGACAACACCAACGUCGUCGACGUCCGCUUCUCGCAAAAGCUAUCGCAUCCUGUCAAAAAGCCAGAAUUCCAUCGCUUCAUUUGCAGACUUUUACCAGCCAUGAAGAAUCUUCGAGUUGUCAAUUAA